Messenger RNA from Paramisgurnus dabryanus, 4081 nucleotides. RefSeq names its product leucine rich repeat containing 4.2 (gene lrrc4.2). Gene Ontology annotation, molecular function: protein binding. Gene Ontology annotation, cellular component: glutamatergic synapse; postsynaptic density membrane; plasma membrane. The record is from RefSeq and is a predicted model, not a curated record. Gene Ontology annotation, biological process: postsynaptic density protein 95 clustering; synaptic membrane adhesion; modulation of chemical synaptic transmission. NCBI's taxonomy places the organism in Eukaryota, Metazoa, Chordata, Actinopteri, Cypriniformes, Cobitidae.
ACCAAUGCACUGCUCUGAGCGGGAUGCGUCAGCAGUACAUUCACGUUUCUACUGAAGGACGAAAGGAGGAGAAAGACUCAGCCGCCUGCAACCCCGUCACACAGAGAGAAAUAGAGAGAGGGGGGUGAGCAUUGGAGAUGAGGACCGCUGCUCCUGCCACUGUCGCGGUCUUCUCGGGUGCGUGUGCGUGUCUCUCUCUCUCCUUUGCAUGCUCUACCGCUGCUCGCCUCCCACUGCAGAACCGCUGCCAACCCGCAGCCUCGCAGCCAGAACAGGAGAACUGCCACAACUUACUACCUCAAGACAAGGAAAAAUAAAGGAAUACCGCAGAAUCGGCAACAGGGGGAGGGAGGGCAAACUACGGAAUCCUCCGCAUGGUACCCCUCCGAAAUUAGGCACGCGUCACACGGCGGCAUCAAUCCUCUUUUUCUGACACUGAGAAGAGAGAGUGAGGAAGCAGGAGAGAGAGGGAGAAAGAGAGAGAGAGAGAGAGAGCAAGGAGCGGGCUUACGACAGAUAGAGAGAGAGCGCAUCACCACCGGUGUGCCGCUGUUGUUGCCGAUCUCCCCGUCCUACACCCCCCUCCCCCCGCAACACCACCCCCGAGCCCCCCUCCGGAGAAAUUGAUGGAUUAUUGCUAACUGUGCACGCGGCAGUCCGCAGCUGCUACGGCGACAGACAGGAGAGCGGAGCGAGUUAAAAAAGCAAGAAGAAAAGACCGCAGUGUAUGUCUGAUAGCCUUUUUUCAUCAGCUGAACAAGUGUUGUGAGAGGUGGACAAUGGCAAACUGAAAAAGAAAAAAAAACAGCUGAAAAUGUUGCAGCUAUCUUAGCUGGAAACAUGAUCGGAUGGUGCCAGAGAUUUUCUUCAUUAUAAAGGAUCACACAGAGCUAAUGAGCACCAUCCUGCACUGUCGAUGGCAAACAGAUGCAGUGUCUUGCUCAAACCAGGGUAGGGCAACUGUUCUCCGUUCCCCAGCCGAAUCCCCACGCGAUGUUGAAUUAUGAACGCGCCACAUCAUGAGUCUCUUGUGGCAGGUAACUGUGCACCGUGCCUGGAACGCAGCCCUGCUCUGUGCAGUCUACCUCAUGGUACGAUCGUGGAGUGUGCGCGCCGCCCCCUCCGGACCACUGACCUGCCCUGCCGUCUGCUCCUGUGGUAACCAGUUCGUCAAAGUGGUGUGCACCAGACGCAGCCUGGUUCGAGUGCCCCCGGGCAUCCCGGCCACCACUCGCCACUUAAACCUGAUGGAAAACAGCAUCGAGACAAUUGAAGCUGGCACGUUUCAGCAUCUCCGCCACCUGGAGGUGCUGCAGCUGGGCAGGAACUCUAUUCGACAGAUUGAGGUGGGGGCCUUUAGUGGCCUCAACAGUCUCAACACGCUGGAGCUGUUUGACAACCGGUUGACAGUGAUUCCGAGUGGCGCUUUUGAGUACUUAUCGAAACUGCGGGAAUUAUGGCUCAGGAACAACCCCAUUGAGAGCAUACCAUCAUACGCAUUCAACCGGGUUCCCUCUCUCAUGCGGCUGGAUUUGGGAGAGCUAAAAAAGCUGGAAUAUAUUUCCGAAGGUGCUUUUGAGGGAUUAUACAACUUGAAAUAUCUAAAUCUUGGAAUGUGUAACCUUAGGGAGAUGCCAAUUUUAUCCCCGUUGGUGGGAUUGGAGGAGCUAGAGAUGUCAGAGAAUUACUUUCCAGACAUAAAGCCUGGAUCCUUCAGGGGUUUAAAAUCACUGAAAAAACUUUGGAUUAUGAACUCUAGGAUCACCACAAUAGAGAGAAAUGCUUUUGAUGAUGUCACAGCCCUGGUUGAGCUCAACCUGGCUCACAAUAACCUUAGCUCUUUGCCCCAUGACCUUUUCGCGCCCUUGAGUUAUCUGGUGGAGCUUCAUUUGCACCACAACCCCUGGCGGUGUGACUGUGAUGUUGUGUGGCUAGCCUGGUGGCUGAGGGAGUACAUCCCCACCAACUCCACCUGUUGUGGCCGCUGCCACACCCCUGCUCACUUACGUGGACGCUAUUUAGUGGAAGUGGACCAGAGCACUUUCCAGUGUUCAGCACCUUAUAUUCUAGAUGCCCCAAGGGAUCUUAACAUCUCUGCUGAACGCGUGGUCGAGCUAAAAUGUCGUACAGCCCCCAUGUCAUCUGUCAGAUGGCUCCUGCCUAACGGAACAGUUCUAACACAUGGCUCUAAUCACCCACGGAUAUCAGUGCUCAACGACGGGACAUUAAACUUCUCCAAUGUGCUACCAGCGGAUACAGGUGUGUACACAUGUAUGGUGACAAACAUGGCAGGCAACUCCAACGCAUCUGCCUACCUUAACGUGACCGCGGCCGAGCUCAACACUUCUAACUUGAGUUACUUCACCACAGUGACAGUGGAGGAGGUGGAGCCCACCUCACAGGAAGUGAUCAAGCCAAAAACAGUAACCGCCUCCCCCUCUGUCUUUCAACCUGUUUUUAUCUCCACACCAACCGUUUUACUUCAAACUCCCCGGCAGGUCUCCGUGCCCACCGUGCGCGGAACGGUACGCCCACCCGCCAGUCUCGAUGAGGUCAUGAAGACGACAAAAAUUAUUAUUGGCUGCUUUGUGGCGGUCACACUGCUCGCUGCUGUUAUGCUAAUCGCUUUCUACAAGCUACGUAAAAGGCACCAGCAAAGGAGCACGGUGGCAGCCGCCAGGACUAUAGAGGUCAUUCAGAUGGAUGAGAACGUUCCCACCACCCACGCGGGGACGAGUAUACCGGGUGAAAGUGGGAUGAUUUUACCUAACCUGAGAGACCACAACAGCACCUACAAACCCAGCUACAGCUCCUACAGACCAGCACACUCUGCCCAUUGGGCAGAAAACCACAUCGGUAAUUCCCUGCACCGCCCCCGCCCUACGACCAUCAGCACCAUCCCUGAACCCUACCUGAUCAAAUCUCACACAAAAGAGAAGGUACAGGAAACGCAGAUAUAAUACUCUUACAGCCUUCUCUUCUUCUGUCUUUUAUUCUGUUCAUCCUAAAAACAUGCAAUAGAAUGCACAACAGAAAAGACAGCAUUUACUUUUGUACCCAGUGCAAAAACCAGACUGUUUUUCUUGUACAUGCUUAUACAUAAAUAUAUUAAUAUAAAUAUAUAAAUUAAUCCACUAUGGGAUGAUAAAAGAAACAGAUUAUAUAAAAGUGAAAAUGAAUUUCAACUAUUUUCUAACUUGUAACUCCUAUUUAAGAUGGGAAAAUGUGACGAUGCUGAUUUGACAUUGCAAAUGAAGAAAGAUUUGUUUGAAAAGGGACAACCUGUGAUUUUUAGACCAUGCUGUAUAGGAUACAGUGAAGACCCAUUUAUACUGAGAACUUUCUAAGUAAAUGUCCACCGAUUGACCCUUCCUUAAAGGCUUAUCUUCUAAAAGCACCAAGAAUUUGUAUUGUGCCAAAUGUUAUACUUGCAAUAACUAAGACUGGUCUAGGGGAUAGGAGACAAAACACUGCAAAAACAGAACGGAGACCCAGAAAGAAAAAAGCUGCUGGAUAUACAGAGUCUGCUUUUGUGCAGCUCCCAGCCAAAUUGGUCAUGGUGUUGCAGAAAGCGUUAAACUAUACGGUACGUUUUCAGAACAGGCAUCCUGCUCGCUUUAUGAGUUUAAUCUUUUGCUUAUUACCCUGAUGUUCAUUUUGGUUUUGACAAAUUGGAUUGACUCAUCCACUGGUCUUUUCAUUCAGAUUCAUCAUUUGGAUAUUGAUCAUUUUCCCAUUUCUUUCAGAUUCUGUCCUUUAUUAUUUGACUGGCUUUUAGGGCUAUUUCAGUAAACGCAUUACAACAGUUGCCUCAGAUUUGUAGCGCAAGGGCUCGACUGGAUGUUAGUUCACCAGACUUCCGAGAGACGGUUGCAGUGACUGGACGGUUUGCUGCAGGCUCACGUUAACAUUGUUUUACAUUUUCGUUACUGAGAAAGGGAUUCAAAUGAAUGUGUGAAUUAUGGACUUUCAUUUAUGGAGAUCGUUCAAACUGCGAUUUUCAUUUGUCCUUAUUUUAAGCAACACUAUUUUUAUGAGGAGUCUACAGAGGUUACAACAAUAAAAAGAAAACAUUUGGUUU